UUUUUUUUUCUCCAUCGCCAACCUUAACUGCGAUCACAUUGUGGAGAUUAACCAUAUAUAUAUCUACCUGGGUAUAUAAACAACACUUGAGAUGAUAGAACUAAACCCAACAGGCUCUAAUACUAAAUGUUUAUUAUAUUGAAUUUAUACGGAAAUACGUAGAAACACACUCGUUGAACAUGCCCCCAGAAGAACAUAAACUUAAAGCUGAUGAUGCUAUCGAUCGCUUCUGCCGCCAAUACCUUCAACUGGAACGAGAUCUUGAAUAUCCCCCAACUGAAACUCUGCGGGAAUUAGACGUUCAAGACAAUAUAUACCGGCGCAUAUUCGCCGAUAACGCUCUUGCUUAUACGCCUCCUCCGAGAUAUCAGCUACGAGUCCUCAAAGAGCUCACGUCGAGAAUUGAGGCCAGUAUCGAGGACUGGGAUCUUCAUGGGGUUUCGGACGACUUGAUGAACGCACUCUCAAGUCUUCUAGCACGCCAAUUACCCUCAGAGACGACUGCUGCUCAACAAAAAUCAUAUGUGACGUACACUUUGUCACUGCUUGAUCAUCAUGGCAAUGCCGCCCAGACUCCGGCUCAGAUUACGCUGCUCGAAUCCCGCAACCUAAUUUCUGCCUCGGGGACUACCGGCUUGCGUACUUGGGAGGCUGCCCUUCACUUGGGACAGUUUCUAUGUACAAAUCCGAUGCUUGUUCGAGGAAAGCGAGUUUUAGAAUUGGGAUCAGGAACCGGAUAUCUAUCCAUCUUGUGUGCCAGGUUUCUUUCGUCCACAUCAACUAUUGCAUCUGACGGUUCCGAUGAGGUCGUGGCGAACCUUCCUGAAAACUUCUUUUUAAACGGUCUCCAAGACUCGAAGAAGGUCAGAGCGAUGGAUGUCAAAUGGGGACAUGCUCUUGUGGGAACAGAAGACAAACACUGGAACGGCGGCAUGCCGAUCGAUGUGGUCCUUGGCGCGGAUAUUACCUAUGACAAGAGCAUCAUCCCGGCUCUCGUGGCGACCCUAGAAGAGCUAACAGGAAUGUUCCCGCAUGUUACAAUUUUCAUCGCCGCUACCGAAAGAAAUCAGGAAACGUUCAAGGCGUUUCUUGAUGUCUGCGAAAAGAGACGGUUCAAGGUCGAGGAAGUUGAUUUUGAGCUUUUGCCCAGGCAAAGCCAACGAGGACCAUUCUACAGCGAUCAAGUACCCAUUAAGAUAUGCAAAAUACAAAAAGCAUCGGGUAUCUGAGGCUUGAUGCUAUUUCUCGAAUUAUUAUAACACCUCGUAUAAUAUCUUGACACACGCUUGGAGAUUCUGGCCAUUUUUAACUAUAAAGCCUUCACCUAUCUACCUUAGGCUGCCCGCUUCCCGUCCGUAGCACGUGUGCAACAUAAACGCCAUACAAACACCAUGACACGGGAUGAAGCACUGCCGUAUGGUGGCAAGUUUCUUAGGACAUCUCACACUCAGUAGACCGCUUGGAGGCUUGGAGAAUGGGGAAUCUGAUGAAAUCUUUCAGCUUUAAUCAAUUUUCCCCAAUGUCUGAUAUAUUAGAGAAAAUACCCCGUCUGGCAUAAGCCAAUAGCGAUACAGUUGGCAUCAGAGGAUCGUCCGUCCUAGAAAUGUUUGGAGUACCGAUGAAUCACCAAAGCUAUCGAGAUCUCCAGCGGUUUUACACAG
Messenger RNA from Daldinia caldariorum, 1661 nucleotides. RefSeq names its product putative methyltransferase-domain-containing protein. The transcript is spliced from 3 exons. The coding region runs from base 180 to 1229 and encodes 349 amino acids. Lineage: Eukaryota; Fungi; Ascomycota; Sordariomycetes; Xylariales; Hypoxylaceae. The record is from RefSeq and is a predicted model, not a curated record.